This is a messenger RNA of Aplysia californica (California sea hare), 4049 nucleotides long. RefSeq lists its product as uncharacterized. The transcript has 8 exons. The record is from RefSeq and is a predicted model, not a curated record. Bases 22 to 3369 code for a protein of 1115 amino acids. NCBI's taxonomy places the organism in Eukaryota, Metazoa, Mollusca, Gastropoda, Aplysiida, Aplysiidae.
CAAUGAUUCCUCACGGUCAAUAUGGCGUCCAUAGCGACAAGUGUCAAGCGUAAUAAACACGGGUUGACACGGGCUGCUUUCGGUGCCUGGCCCUCCCUCGAUUCUCUGAGUCUUCAAGCAAAACAUACAGACUACAGAAUUAUGUCAGACGAAGAGUCUCCAGUUCCCUCAGGGGAAAGUCCACAGGCUGAAGAGCAGUCACCUGCAGAGGAAUUGCCCAAAGCAGAUGAGGUGGCCCCAGAAGAUGAGGUGACCCCUGAGCAAGAGCCAGCACAUGAUGUGGUCCUUGAAGCUUAUCUUGAACCAACGGCUCCACCAGCAGAACAGGACGAAAUUUUCAAAUCUCCACCUACUGAGUUUCGUCAUCUUGGGAAUUUUCCAUUACCGCAAGAGCCUUUGUCUUCAGUGGUGUUCAGUCCGUCUCCAGAUUUCAUUCCAAGACGAGCUCCCCCUGAGACCGUUGUAGAAACCCAGCUUCCCACAAUAUUUGGCCGUGUGCCUGAACGAUGUGUCACGUUCUGCAUUGACACUAGUGGAAGCAUGUUCAAUUGCCUGCAUGUGGUAAAAGAUCAGCUGAUGGAAACACUCUCUUCUCUGGCGGCACGAGAUGAUCAACCCAUGUUCAAUCUCAUUGAGUUUAAUUCACAGGUCACACAGUGGGCGGAUAAAAUGGUGCAGUGUACGCCAGAGACUGUCGCUGUUGCAGAGAAGUGGAUAAGUAAUUUGGCUGCGAAGACAGGGACAAACACGCAAGAUGCUCUUCUUACAGCCUUAGCUGACCCAGGGUGUCAAGCUGUGUACUUAGUAUCUGAUGGACUGCCAGACCAGUAUGCUGAUGAUGUACUGGACCGUGUUGUAGGUGUGUGUGGCCGUCGUUGCAUCCACUGCAUCUACCUCACAGGGGAAACUGCAGAUGAGGUAGCCACCGAGUUCAUGGAGGACUUAGCUGUGGAAACAUUUGGCUCUUUUCAUAUUGUCACUUUGACAACCCAUGGUUGUGUGGAGAGGAUAACACCAGUCUAUCGUUCUGACCACUCUCAUGAAAAGCUGGUCCACACUGUCAACAACACCCUGAGACCCAACAUCAAGACUUGCAGUGUUUCGACAACUCUCCAAGUUGACCCAGAUAAAAUUCUUGGUGGUCCCUCUCGGGCUGCAGCCUUGGCCUACGCCCAUAACCCUUUUGUGAUUCCACCAGCACUUUACUCCACUCUGCCUCACCGCUAUUACUACCCAUACUAUUGGUCAAGAUAUCGUCCAGCUAAAGCAUGGCUAGCAGCCCAAGACAAGUUAGGAGAUCCAGUGCUUGACUUGUCACCAGCAGCAGGCAGUCUUUUGGUCGGAAAGAAAGUUGUUGCGAGAAGGAUUGAGGACGGUUACUUCUAUCGAGCUACAGUCCAGAGUCAAAACUUUGGUGAGAAGUUUCUUCUUGCUUUUGGCCCUUGCAAACAUGGAAAAUAUCGCCAGACGGAGUAUCAGGACACAUAUGUGUUUGAUAUUGUUGACUACGUAGAUGCUCUGCGACAUACAAUAAUCUCGGGCGAUCGGGUGCUGGCACCCUGGGAACCAGAAGGAGAAAGAUUUGCUCCUGGUAUUGUUCUAGAAGGGCAAGAGAAGCGUCAUGCAGAUGGACCAGCGGACCAGCCCCUGACCGUGUCCUUUAGUAACGGACGCACGGAGAAAGUUCCCGGUGACGUAGCUGUGUGGAUUCACCCCAGCACCUACGAACGUCUAUCUCUGGAGCUCCAGAUGCCAACAGAAGCAAGGAAGUCCCUGCUCUCAACAGCUGACCAGUACCCAAUAGAAAACCUGCCCGGGUACCCAACUUCUGGCCCUUCUGCGGAGCCACGGGAAUAUCCUCGAGUGGAUCCUUUCGUCGUGGAGAACAGCUCUUACCUGUGGGAUCCCUACAUGUACCGGUACCCGCCUUACCUUCCUUACGGGUACCCACCGUUCGUUGUGAGUCCGAGGAGGCGGGUGAGAGAGGAUCGAAACCGGUUAGUGGAAAGUAAAGCUGUGGAUGAUGCUGCGGCCGUUAUUCCGGGCACAGAUAUGACGCGCCAGGAACUGGAUGAUCGCGUCAUGAGUCAGCUUAUGGAGCACCGGCUGACCUCUGUUGGAGAUGCCCGGAAGGAGAGAGUCACGACUGACAGGGUUUCUGUGGCAACUGACAGAGCGACCGCGGAGUACAAUGCCGAGAGAGCUGCUGCUGCUUCCAGGCUGCUGAGCAGAAGAGGGAAACAGGAAGAGAAUGUGCUGAAGAAAUCUGUCACCUUCAUUGAGCAGGAAGAUGUCCACAACAUCCCAAACAGGGCCGAUGCUGAAGAACUUGUGAAUGAUGAAGAGUUUGACGAAUAUGGAAACCCGGCGAAGUUCACCGACUCGGGGGUCAACACAGAUUCCAGCCUCCUGUUUUACACUUCCCCUGGGAUCAAAGGUCGGCCAAGGUGGAACUACUGGCGCAAUGACCCUAGCCCCUCCUACAGCGAGAUCAGUGGUGGUAUUGCUGGUGAUGUUGCACCAAAGGAGCCGGGGCCAUUUAGGGAAACAGCUUUGCAGGCGCCUUUGGAAGCAAGAGACCAGAGGGAGUCACCUUAUAAUGUUGAAUGGACAAGUCCAGCCUUCAAGUAUGUAGACACAUAUGCAAAACACGACUACUCAAAUUCAGUGGAGGAGUGUUUGGGAACACCCAAACCACCUUCACAGCCUGACACAAAGGCUUUCAAGCGUAACUACACUGUUGCCUCAAGACCUAUUGCAAGCAUGACCCCUGAGGAGAGAGAGGAAACUCGCAGAGCAAACAGACGGCGUCGCGUGAUCAAGAGAGAAGCUGAAUGGCAAGCCCGCCUAGUGGACGAGGACAAUAUGAAGUCUCUGAUGCAGGACCAGCACCGUGAGAGGAUUCUGGGCCAGAUGGAGAGGGAUAGACAGCGUCAGAUUAAGGAGCAGCAGGAUAUCCAGCUUGCACGAGAGGCCAAAAAGAAAAUAAGCCAUGAGUUGAGAAUUCGCAUUGAGCAAAAUCAAAAAGAUGAGGCAGACAGAGAAAACAGACGCAUUGAAGCUCUUAGGAGAAGGCGUGAAAAGAGGGAGCAGAUUCAGGCACAAAGAGAUCAAGACAUUGCUGAAACUGUUCAAAGACGAGAGGACAUUCGCAAACAGAACAACGAGUCUCGACUUCAGUCCUGGACAGAGAAACUUAAUGAGCAGGACGCUAAAGAAGCAGCCCUAGACAAGCAGCACCGGGAUGCUAAAAUUAACCGCCUACGCCAUUAUAGGACUCUGGAAAAGGAAGGUCAAGACAGGAAAGAUUUGCGACUGGUUGUCAAAGAACAGAACCAAGUUAUAUAUAGGUCGCAAAUAUUUGCAUAAGUGAAUUAUAAAAGGGCUCUGAUCUCUAAUCUGUUUGUAUUGGUGACAUAUUCACCCCCCCCCCCCCCCCCCUUUUUUUUUUCUAAAUCAUUGUCUUGUUAUUUUCUAAAACAUGUCAUAUAUUAGCCUGUUUAUAUUCAAAGAAAAGCAUAUUUAUGGUUCUUUCAGUUGCUUUACAUACUUACCCUAAAGAUGUAUUGGGAAAUAAUUUUUUUUCAGAAGCUUCUAUGUACUUUUCUAAUAUCAUUAUUAGACCUUUGUGGUAAUGAAAUGGAAUUCAAAUUUUUAGAAUUGAUUUUUAUGACAUAAGUGGAAGGGAGUUUAAGUUGUAUUAUGUUCUUGAUUCUAUCAUUUCAAUGAAAAUGAUUUCGUGUUUUGCAUUUAAUUUAAUGCAGAAUUAUUUUUUUUCUCUUUAUGAUGAAUUAACAAAUGCAACUAUUAUAGCUGUAGCUAAUGUAGCUUAGUAAAGAUCUAUAAAUUUUACUGGUGGUGGAGUUAAAAAGCUUUUAGUAAACAGGUAUUCAAUGUUAUUUUUCUGAACGCAGACAUUUAUUUCAUUUACAUGUUCCUUUCUCAGAACCUACUUCACGAAAGGGAUAAUGUAUUUGAUCGUGUGUAUAGUUUACAUCGCAUAUCAUUAGCAUUUUUACUCAAGUGCAAAGAUAAUUUUUUUGAAAAAA